This is a messenger RNA of Aspergillus ruber CBS 135680, 4059 nucleotides long. RefSeq names its product putative xanthine dehydrogenase HxA. Lineage: Eukaryota; Fungi; Ascomycota; Eurotiomycetes; Eurotiales; Aspergillaceae. Bases 1 to 4059 code for a protein of 1352 amino acids. The record is from RefSeq and is a predicted model, not a curated record. The transcript has 4 exons. Gene Ontology annotation, molecular function: 2 iron, 2 sulfur cluster binding; oxidoreductase activity; FAD binding.
AUGGCUCCUGGAAUCACAGAGACUUUGGUCCCCAGUAAAGCCACGACCCUUACUCAUCUCACCGAAGAAUGGGACGACACCCUCCGAUUCUACCUAAACGGCACGAAAGUUACGCUGGACUCGAUCGAUCCCGAAGUUACACUACUCGAAUAUCUGAGAGGCAUUGGGCUGAAAGGCACCAAGUUAGGAUGUGCGGAGGGAGGCUGUGGGGCAUGCACUGUGGUGGUCUCGCAUUUCAACCCAACGACCAAGAAGAUCUACCAUGCUUCCGUCAACGCUUGUCUUGCGCCUUUGGUGAGUGUUGAUGGGAAACAUGUUAUAACAAUUGAGGGGAUUGGAAGUGUCAAGAACCCUCACGCUGUGCAGCAGCGAAUUGCCGUGGGAAAUGGGAGUCAGUGUGGGUUUUGUACGCCGGGGAUUGUCAUGAGUCUAUAUGCCCUUCUGCGCAACAACUCGAAGCCGUCAGAACUCGCCGUUGAAGAAGCCUUUGAUGGAAACCUUUGCCGAUGCACCGGAUACCGGCCUAUCCUGGACGCAGCACAGAGCUUCAAUACGUCAAAAACUUGUGGGAAAACCACUGCAAAUGGCGGCGGUGGUUGUUGUAUGGAGAAACAGAACGGCUCAUGCUGCAAAGAGCGCCCCGAAGCUGACGGUGAAAACGGCAGUUUGGUGCAAUUCACACCACCAGAUUUCAUCCCUUACAGCCCAGAUACUGAAUUAAUAUUCCCCUCAGCUCUACGGAAACAUGAAUUCAAACCACUGGUAUUGGGCAACAAACGAAAGAAGUGGUAUAGACCUGCAACUUUGGAACAACUCCUGGAAAUCAAGAGUGUUCACCCUGCAGCGAAGCUCGUUGGUGGAAGCACAGAGACACAAAUCGAAACCAAGUUCAAGGCUUUGCGGUAUAACCCCUCCGUAUACGUUGGUGAUAUUAUCGAAUUGCGCCAGUACUCCUUUAAAGACGACCACUUAGAGAUCGGCGCCAACGUGUCUCUGACCGACCUUGAGGAUAUCUGUGAAGAAGCCCUGGAAAGAUAUGGCCCUGUGCGGGGCCAGCCUUUCAGCGCCAUCAAGAAGCAGCUCCGUUACUUUGCUGGGAGACAGAUUCGGAAUGUCGCUUCACCGGCUGGAAACUUGGCUACUGCGUCGCCCAUCUCAGAUCUAAAUCCAGUGUUCGUGGCAACGGGCACGCUCUUGACUGCCAAGUCAUUGGAUAAGGAGACAGAGAUACCCAUGGGCAAGUUUUUCAAGGGCUAUAGAACGACAGCACUUCCCGCAGACGCUGUCAUCGCAAGUCUGCGUAUCCCGAUUUCGCAGAAGGGUGAACACAUUCGUGCUUACAAGCAGUCAAAGAGAAAGGAUGAUGACAUUGCCAUUGUCAAUGCCGCUCUACGUGUAUUGCUCUCGCCUACAAACGAUGUCACAGGCGUGAACUUGGUUUUUGGGGGCCUAGCCCCGAUGACUGUUUCCGCGAAGAAUGCGGAAGCCUUCCUAAAAGAGAAAAGGUUUACGGACCCUGCCACUUUGGAAGGUGCUAUGGGUGCUUUAGAGAAGGACUUUGAUCUGAAGUUUGGCGUACCCGGUGGUAUGGCUACAUAUCGCAAGUCUCUGGCUUUGGGUUUCUUUUACCGAUUCUACCAUGAAGUCCUCCGCGAGCUCAAUGUCGGUGUCGCCGAUGUUGAUGAGGACGUGGUCGCUGAGAUUGAGAGAGCUAUUUCUUCUGGGAAGAAGGACCAGGAGUCAUCAGUUGCUUAUGAACAAAACACUCUUGGAAAAUCUACACCUCAUGUCUCGGCGAUGAAACAAGCUACUGGUGAGGCUCAAUAUACCGACGACAUCCCCGCACAGCAGAACGAACUAUACGGCUGUCUUGUCAUUUCAGCUAAAGCUCACGCUAAGAUCCUUAAUGUCGACGCAACAGCAGCUCUAGAGAUGCCAGGAGUUCACGAUUUUGUCACCCACAAGGACCUUCCCAAUCCAGAGGCCAAUUGGUGGGGUGCUCCAGUCUCCGAUGAACAAUUCUUUGCAGUGGACAAGGUUACUACCGCAGGCCAGCCUAUCGGAAUGAUCCUUGCAAGCUCAGCAAAGGCUGCUGAAGACGCCUCCAGGGUUAUCAAAGUCGAAUACGAGGAUUUGCCGGCAGUCCUGACUAUUGAGGAGGCAAUUGAAGCAAAAUCAUUCUUCGGCCAUGACCAUUCCAUUAAAACAGGCGAUACCGAUUCCGCUUUCAAGCAAGGGGACCUUGUCUUUACAGGAGUGUCGAGGAUUGGUGGCCAGGAGCACUUUUAUCUGGAAACACAGGCUUGUGUAGCCAUUCCGAAGCUCGAGGAUGGUGAAAUGGAGGUUUGGAGUAGUACUCAAAACCCUACAGAAACCCAAGCAUACGUUGCUCAGGUCACCGGCGUUGCUGAAAAUAAAAUUGUUUCUAGAGUCAAGCGACUAGGCGGUGGAUUCGGCGGCAAAGAAUCGCGAUCCGUCCUGCUUGCUGGUAUAUGCGCCACAGCAGCUGCAAAGGCCAGACGACCAGUCCGAUGCAUGCUCAAUCGCGAUGAAGACAUUGCCGUCUCGGGCCAGCGGCAUCCAUUUCUCUGUCAAUGGAAAGUUGGAGUGACUAAAGAAGGAAAGCUUCUUGCACUUGACGCGGAUGUCUUUGCCAACGGUGGAAAUACGCAAGAUCUCUCCGCUGCUGUUGUGGACAGGAGCCUGUCGCAUAUUGACAAUGUUUACAACUUUCCGAAUGUCAAUGUCCGAGGUCGCAUCUGCAAGACUAACACCGUGUCCAAUACUGCUUUCCGAGGAUUCGGAGGUCCCCAAGGCUUGUUCUUUGCCGAAUGUAUUAUGGAAGAGGUCGCAGAUCAUCUCAACAUUCCCGUGGAACAGUUGCGGGAAAGGAACAUGUAUCGACCUGGCGACAAGACUCAUUUCAACCAGGAGCUGAAAGAUUGGCAUGUUCCGCUUAUGUACAAGCAAGUCCUGGAAGAAAGCUCCUACAAAGAACGCCGGAAAGCUGUGGAAGAAUACAAUAAAAACCAUAAAUGGUCUAAGCGCGGCAUGGCUAUCAUCCCAACCAAAUUUGGCAUUUCAUUUACUGCUACAUUCUUAAACCAGGCAGGAGCAUUGGUACACAUUUACCGCGAUGGGAGCGUCCUUGUUGCCCACGGCGGUGUCGAAAUGGGCCAAGGCCUCCACACAAAAAUGACAAUGAUAGCAGCAGAAGCACUCCAAAUCCCGCAAUCCGACGUCUUUAUCUCUGAAACAGCAACAAAUACAGUCGCCAACACAUCCCCCACAGCGGCGUCUGCCAGUUCCGACCUAAACGGCUACGCCGUCUUCAAUGCCUGCGAACAACUCAACGAACGCCUCCAACCCUACCGCAAGAAAAUGCCCAACGCCAGCCUAAAAGACCUUGCCAACGCCGCCUAUUUCGACCGCAUCAACCUCUCCGCACAAGGCUACUACCGCACCCCAGACAUCGGUUAUGUCUGGGGCGAGAACACGGGCCAGAUGUUCUUCUACUUCACGCAAGGCGUUACAGCCGCAGAAGUCCAGAUUGACACCCUAACAGGCGACUGGACAGUCCUCCGCGCAGACAUCAAAAUGGAUGUCGGCCAAUCCAUCAAUCCCGCCGUCGACUACGGCCAAAUCGAAGGCGCCUUCAUCCAAGGCCAAGGCCUCUUCACAACAGAAGAAAGCCUCUGGCACCGAGCAACCGGCCAAAUUGCCACCAAGGGCCCUGGGAACUACAAAAUUCCAGGUUUCCGCGAUAUCCCGCAGGUCUUCAAUGUGAGUCUGCUCAAGGACGUGGAGUGGGAAAAUCUGCGAACGAUCCAGCGCUCGCGGGGUGUUGGGGAGCCGCCGCUUUUUAUGGGGAGUGCGGUUUUCUUUGCGAUUAGGGAUGCGCUUAAGGCGGCGAGGAAAGAGUGGGGGGUGAGUGAGGUACUGAGGUUGAGAAGUCCAGCUACGCCGGAGAGAAUUAGGGUUAGUUGUGCGGAUCCGAUUAUUGAGAGAGUUAGGGUUGUGCCGGAGGAGGGGGAGAAGAGUUUUUUUGUUGAGAUUUAG